Messenger RNA from Ruditapes philippinarum (Manila clam), 1454 nucleotides. Its product is annotated as SAP30-binding protein-like. The record is from RefSeq and is a predicted model, not a curated record. Bases 149 to 1141 code for a protein of 330 amino acids. Gene Ontology annotation, cellular component: nucleus. Gene Ontology annotation, biological process: regulation of DNA-templated transcription. Lineage: Eukaryota; Metazoa; Mollusca; Bivalvia; Venerida; Veneridae. The transcript has 10 exons.
UUUAGAAAAGUUGUAAGAAUUUACAGAGCAAUCAAAUUUUUACUUCUUGUCGGUAAAUAGGGGUAUUUUCUUUUUCUUUUGGAUAGAAAACUUUCUUAGGGGUAAUCCAACAAUCGCAGCUGAAACGGAAUUUACACAAUUUUGAAUUAUGGACAUUACUGGUAUGGAGCGGAAUGACAGUACAGCUGCUAUGGCCUCUCUAGCCGCAUAUGCUGAAGAGUCCGAGUCAGAUGAAGAAGGGAAGCCAAUCAAAUCAGCAGUAGAUACAAUUUCUGACGAUGAACAUGAUACUCCCACGCCAACUCCUAGACCAAAUCCUUCAUCAGUUCCCAGACCAGCUUCCACAUUGAUAAAUGAUGAUGAAAACUCCAGAUCUGACAUAGAUACAACAGACAGAAAAAAGGCAAAGAAAAGAAAACCUACAAGAUUAGUGUCAUAUGGAGCUGAUGAAUUGGAGGAGGAGGAGUCAAGUGAAAGUGAGGAGGAGCCAAGUCCUGAAGAAUCAGUAGACCAUGGGCGUGGCAUUGUAGAGGGGAAGAUAAUGAGUUCAUCUUUAAAUGUUGAGCAAGCAUCAUCAUUAUCAAGAUCAAUGCUCAAUAAAUCAUUUGAUGAGAUUGAAUUACCUCCUGAACCAGUUACUAAAUGUUCCAAACUAUUACAGGACAAAAUCGCCAGUUUACAUGAUAGACGUAUGAAAGAGGGACUGGAUCUCAAUAGAAAUAUACAAAACAAGGUGGAAUUUAGAAAUCCAAGUAUAUAUGAAAAGUUGAUAGAAUUUUGUGGAAUAGAUGAAAAGGGCACAAACUACCCACCAGAAUUAUAUGAUCCUAGUAUAUGGGGGAAAGAAUCUUUCUAUGAUGCAUUAGACAAGGCUCAAAAAGCAGAUAUGGAAAAACGAGAAAAGGAGAGAAAAGAAAGAACCAAGGUUGAGUUUAUAACAGCUACAAAGAAAUCAGGGUCAAAAACAGAUUUAGUUGUUCCUGACGAGAAAAAGCGAAAAUCAAAAUGGGACGAACCAAGCCAAACAGCUGCAGGAAGAAUUGCAGAAAAAUUUAAUGUGAAUUUAACUUCUAUUGCAACAGGGACCAAAACAACUGUUAUACCGGCAACGGGCAGUAUACCCAAAAAGUCUGGUAAAUGAAAAUUGUUAGGAUCUGUUUUAUGGAUGGAUCUUAAUUUACAGAAUAAAUGGAAUUCAAAACUUUGGAAUUUGAUAUUAAAUUAGAAAAUGCCAGAUAAAAAGGAAUAGUGAUAGUGAAAUGAAUGGAAAUUGAAAACUGCCAUACUGUUUGUCUCAGGAGUUUGUAUUAAAAACUUGACCUGUACAAGCUACAAAAGUGCAUGCUACAUCUAAAUGAUGACUGUAAAUGUUUGAACCAAUAACCUGCGGAAAUUGAUUAAUCAUUUUACACUGCUUUGAAUUUGGAACAGUUCAUUCAAUGUUCAAGAAAUAU